AUGAAGCAGCGAAAAGUCCAUGUUCCUGCGGUUGUGGAUUGGCAUUGGAUUGGACAAACUGGAUUAAUGGAGGGAAUUGAGCCAUACUUGGAUAAAGCGUUUAAUAGCAUUCAUGGGAAAGUUGUUUGUAUGGGGUGGAGACGGCUCUUUGAAAUUCAGGAAGUCGAGUACAAGGAAUUAGUCAUCGAGUUUCUGGCCAUGAUUUCUUUUGCACGGAAGCAUGGUAUUUUUGCUAAGGACAACCUUUCUUUUUGCCCUGGCGGAGAAAGGCGUACUUUAAGCCUUGCUGAUUUUGCGAUAAGGACGGAGAUUUAUCUUCCGGCCAAGGCACAUUCUGAACCCUAUCAACAAUAUAUUGCUAAAUAUGUGCCGAUUAUCGAGGGGUUCAGAGCGGAAGCACAUUGGAAUGAAAUAGCAAAUGGCAAAGCACCUUUUCCAAGGCUUGGAAGCAAGGAAUUCGAUCAUACCAUUAGAGGUAGGAGCACUAAGGAAACAAAUCUUUACACUUCGACUUUUCAUUAG
Messenger RNA from Lactuca virosa, 522 nucleotides. The record is from the annotation of a GenBank genome assembly. Lineage: Eukaryota; Viridiplantae; Streptophyta; Magnoliopsida; Asterales; Asteraceae.